Adelges cooleyi (spruce gall adelgid) is the source of this 3434-nucleotide messenger RNA. RefSeq names its product protein neuralized (gene neur). Lineage: Eukaryota; Metazoa; Arthropoda; Insecta; Hemiptera; Adelgidae. Bases 679 to 2358 code for a protein of 559 amino acids. Gene Ontology annotation, molecular function: ubiquitin protein ligase activity. The record is from RefSeq and is a predicted model, not a curated record. The transcript is spliced from 7 exons.
AAAAAGUAAUCCGUUCCGAACACGUUUUGUUAAUUUUAAUGAUAACGUGUAAUAAGGUUUUUGUUAUUGUCUACCGGCUACCCUAUUAAGUCUUGAUGUUCUUUUUUUUUACACGUUAAUUGAAACGCCUUGACAUUUUUGACAGAUAUGCAACACAACCAACAGCAGAGCGACCGCGCGCUCUGACGGACAGAUAGCGCUGAACGUUUGAACUUUCCCGUGGACGGUCAACGGCCAACCGCGUUAUCACCGCCGGACGUCGUGUAACGUAACACCGUUAGUAUUUCACACUGUAAAACAUCAACCAAUGAAGAAGCCACGGGUAUUGUACUUUGAUAGUAAAAUGUAAUAAUAUACCUAUAUAGUAUAAAUUGUGAUUGUAUGUUAUUUUACAUUAUUCUCGACGUGCUGCGAUUGGUUUUUUUUAAACUUUGGUCAGUUAUCUGUAGUUAGUCGGGCCGGCGGUUCGACGUUGUGCUUACUGCUUAACGUAAAGUUUAUGUAAUUUAAAAAAAAAUAAUAAUAUUGUUUUUAAAAAAAAAUUGAUGGCCGUUCGUGUUUUUGGCCGCCGUUAUCGUUUCUGUUGUUUUGUGCUAAAUUCGACACCUGUACUUUGAUAUUAUCCACAAAUAUAAGUAUUAUUAUAAAUGCGUGCGGUCGACGCGGUUUUACUUGGUAAUGGGACAUUCGGAAAGCAAACCAGCUCCGAAAUCGGGUGCGGGCGCGGUCAACCCUAACUUGCCGCCGCUGAGGUUCCACAACGUGCACGGCGACAACGUGCGGCUGUACAAAAACGGAUUUGUCGCCAAACGAGUGGAGAGCUUCUGCAAGGGAGUGGCGUUCAGCUGUCGGCCCGUGUCUGUCAACGAGAAGGUCUACAUCAAAUUCCUGGAGAUAUCCGACAACUGGAGCGGAGUGUUGCGGUUCGGUUUCACCAGCGAGGACCCGCUCAACGUCAAAAAAGUGCCCAAGUACGCGUGUCCGGAUUUGACCAGCAAGUCGGGAUUCUGGGCGAAAGCGCUGAGCGAACGACAUGCCGUCUCCGACGCAGUGCUGUUCUUCUACGUGGACGCCGGCGGAGACGUUCACUACGGUCUCAACGGCGAAUCCAAAGGCGUGUUCAUGCAAGGCAUUGACACCAGGUCACCUUUGUGGGUGCUGUUGGACAUCUACGGCAAUUCCACCAUCGUCGAGUUCCUCGACUGCCGCCCACAGCUGAACAACAACCGAAGGAGUACCGAUGAAUUGGACAUUACCUCGCAAAUGGCCACCAUGGCCGUUUCACCCGCGGCCGCGCCCAGGUCGUCCCAGACCGAACGCCUAGAACCUUUGGGUCUGGUGCGCAAAGGCCGGCACGUCAUGAUCAGCAUGAAGGACGGCGUGCCUUGCGUCGGCACCAGACUGUCGACGGCGUUCUUCCAAGGGUACACGUUCACCAAACGGCCUCUGAUCAUCGGCGAAAAAUAUGUCGUUCAGAUCACGAAAACUAGUCAACUGUACGUGGGAAGUCUGUCGUUCGGCGUCACUUGUUGCGACCCCAACAGCAUCGGCAUAGGCGAACUUCCCGACGACCCCAACCAGCUCGUGGACAGACCCGAAUACUGGGUGAUGAGCCGAAACGUGGCCGAGGACACCAAACCCGGUGACGUGCUGGUGUUUUCCGUCAACCACAACGGCGAGGUGUUGUGCAGCAAGAACGGCAGUGCCGACGCGGUGCUCAUGUGCGUCGACCACUCUCAGACGUUGUGGGGUGUGUUCGACAUUUACGGGACCACCACGCAAAUAGUCGUGUCGAAAAUUCCGUUGCCGCCGCCGUCGUCCAACAUGACCGGUUGCAUGCAAAACGCCAUCGUGCAUUCUUCGCCGCAACCGUCCACUUCUUACGAGCCGGUUCCGAUGCCUCCGUCUCCGCCUCGACAACCGGCCGCCGCCACCAUGUGCUACGCUCCGCCGCCGCCGACGGUCCGUUCCAACAUUCUGGAGGUGAACACCGACUCUCACGGCAGCACCGUGCUUAUCGUCAACUUGCCGGCCGCCCAAGCCAGUCAGGUGUGUCAUCCGUCGCCGGCCCUGUCGCAAGCGUCGUCCGUCCAGUCCGCGGCCAGACCGCCGUCCGUGACGAUCCAACAAAUACAGUCCAGGCCGGCGCCGCCUCCCCAACAAGUGCAUCUGCCAGAGCAAUUACCUUCGGGCGAAGGAGAAUGCUCGAUAUGUUUCGAAAGAGCCGUCGACUGCGCUUUGUACACUUGCGGUCAUCUGUGCAUGUGUUACGAAUGCGCUAAGAAACAAUGGGUUCGGCUUGGACGUUGUCCCAUUUGCCGGGCAGUCAUUAAGGACGUAAUUAAAAUCUACAAGUAAACCCGACAACAUCCAUAGACCUUCUUCGCUACUGUUUGUUUUUUUUUCUAAUUAGUACAUUUUUUUUUUUUUUUUUUUUAUAUUGAUAUCAUUAUUAUUGUAAACGAAUGUCGAAGACAAAAUUAACAGCGCCAGUCUUUUUUUAUUAUUAUUAAUUAUAAUAUUAUAUAGCGUUUUGUUAACUGGUUUUUUUUUUUUUUCUAUUAUGUCGAAUUUACUUAAAAAAAUAAAACUAGCUUCUUUUGACUUUUUUUAUUUUUACAGAUGCGCACUCUGUGUAAAGAUGCGCACUCUAUACAACUAACUUGAUUGAUAAACAAUGAAAAAACAUGACUGAUUUUUAAUUCAAACAUUUUUGUAAAUUAAUGUAAGCAUUAAUGAAAGACUGGCGUUUUAUACUUCUAUAUGCAAAUACAUAUAUAUAUAUAUAUUUUUUUUUUUGCAAAUUUAAUUAGUUUUAUUAUUAUUAUUAUUAUUAUUAUUGUUGUUGUUGUUAUAUUAGACGUACACAUUAUCGGUACAGUAUAAUUAUGUAUGAUUAGUUUAUAAUUAAUGUUAUAGCAGAAACAAAUGUAUGACGAAUGGUAUUUCUGUACAAUCGUUUUGAUGUUAUACUCAUCGAGCUAGGCCGUUCUAGUCAAUAGUCAGUUAGGGCUGGAUUUUUAAUUAUGUUAACAUAAUGAUAAUAUUAUUUAUCGCCGGUAGUCUGAGCCGCAAUUGUUGUUGUCGGCGGCGUAUGCGACACUUUCGUCGGGGUAGUUACGAUAUUUUUUUUCUAAGUCAUAUUUUAAUGUAAAUUUAGUCAAUUCGAAAAAUGCAAUCGAGACUCUGCCGCCGGAGCGAUCGGACAAAAAGUGUUUAUUUUGUAAAACUUUUUUUUUUUUUUAAUAUUAAUUAAUAAUAUAUAUUUUGUUGUACCUAUCACAAACGAAUUUGUGCAAUUGCGACGCGUACUACUAUUUUGAUGUAUUAAGUUUGAUAAAAAAAAUAAUAAAUUAAAUAUUGUACUUUUUUAUACUAUUAUAAUGUUUACACUUUAAUUGAUGAACAAGCUAAAUGCCGAAUAUAAUGUAUGA